CACUAUGUUGGCCAGGCUGGUCUCGAACUCCUGACCUCAGAUAAUCCAUCCACCUCAGCCUCCCAAAGUGCUAGGAUUACAGGUGUGUGCCACUGCGCCCGGCCACCAUUCUGUUUUAAAUAAGAGUUUUAUUAAGGUAUGAUUCAUAUACCGUAAAAUUCACCGUUGUAAAGUGUGCAGUUCAGUGGUUUUUAGUAUAUUUAGAGUUGUGCAGCCAUCACCAUCCAAUUCCAGAACGUUUUUGUCACCCCCUAAAGGAGCCAUUAGCCACCACUCCUCCCUGUUCCCCUCUCCAGCCCCUGGCACCCACUCCUCUGCUUCCUGUCUCUAUGAAUUUGCCUGGCUGAACACUUUACAGAAGUGGAUUCAUUCCUUCUCCUGGCUGAAUCCUCUUCCAUUCUGUGGGUAGACUGCGCUGAGUUUAGCCAUCCGUCUGUUGGAUGAGUGGUGCUGCCAUGAACCUCUGUGGACAAGUCUUGGUUUGGACGCAUGUGUUCACUUCUGCCAUUCUUCAGCUGAGCGUCUGGGCUGGUGGUCCCGUGUCUGGCCGCCAGGCCACAAAAGGGUGCUUGCUUCCCUUAUGCCCCGGGAAUCUUGGCACCUACUGCCCAAGCACAGCCCUCAGCCCCCUGGCCGCCACCCUCUGCAGGUGGCUGAGAUCUGCGUUGAAAUGGAGCUGCAGGACGAGAUUGUGCCCAGAGCCCAGAACAUCCAGAGCCGCCUGGACCGACAGACCAUCGAGACGGAGGAGGUGAACAAGACACUGAAGGCGACACUGCAGGCCCUGCUGGAGGUGGUGGCCUCGGAUGACGGGGAUGUGCUCGACUCCUUCCAGACCAGCCCCUCCACCGAGUCCCUCAAGUCCACCAGCUCAGACCCAGGCAGCCGGCAGGCAGGCCGGAGGCGUGGCCAGCAGCAGGAGACUGAAACCUUCUACCUCACGAAGCUCCAGGAGUAUCUGAGUGGACGGAGCAUCCUCGCCAAGCUGCAGGCCAAGCACGAGAAGCUGCAGGAGGCCCUUCAGCGAGGUGACAAGGAGGAGCGGGAGAUGUCUUGGACCCAGUACACACAGAGAAAAUUCCAGAAGAGCCGCCACCCCCGCCCCAGCUCCCAGUAUAACCAGAGACUCUUUGGGGGAGACAUGGAGAAGUUUAUCCAGGUACUUGCUUUGCCCCACAUGCCAGCCCACCUGUACAUGCUGGUCUUUCUUCAGCCCUGGGUCACCUCAGUGACCAGAGCAUCUGCCUGAUCCCAGGGUCCUCCACUCUCAGUCAUCAACUGUCCCUUUCUGGGUGGGCCUCCUCCGGGCCGCUAUUGGGCUCCCCUGUAGCCUCCGCUGAUUAAAGGGAGCAUCCUUAAUUAGUAAUGGGAAUGUAUAGAAAACCUGGGGCAGCAGCAUUUUUAGGUGCGAGAUAUUGAGAGCUUCUCCCCUGCAACUUCUGGCCAGCAUGGUACUGGGGAUCCUGGACAGUGAAAUAAGGGGAAGCAAGAAAGAUCAGAAAACUAAUACUGAGAUCAGAAAGCAUCAGAGGGUGCCAGGCACGGUGGCUCACGCCUGU
Piliocolobus tephrosceles (Ugandan red Colobus) is the source of this 1559-nucleotide messenger RNA. RefSeq names its product rho GTPase-activating protein 4-like. Lineage: Eukaryota; Metazoa; Chordata; Mammalia; Primates; Cercopithecidae. The transcript is spliced from 5 exons. Bases 581 to 1249 code for a protein of 222 amino acids. The record is from RefSeq and is a predicted model, not a curated record.